Messenger RNA from Camelina sativa (false flax), 983 nucleotides. RefSeq lists its product as uncharacterized. NCBI's taxonomy places the organism in Eukaryota, Viridiplantae, Streptophyta, Magnoliopsida, Brassicales, Brassicaceae. The record is from RefSeq and is a predicted model, not a curated record.
UAAAAAACAACACUCUCCUCUCCUCAGAGAGACCACACAGACACAGAGUCCCCCAUCUCUCUCUCUCUCUUUAACACUCCCCUACAAGUAGACUUUAAGGCAACUUUUGUCUCAGUGUUGAGUAAUGUAAAAUACCCAUCUGGUCAUUUACUUAACAUACUCUCUCUCCCUUCUCUCUCAUUCUCUAUUUAGAUUACUUAAAUCAAACCCAUUCAUCACUACUUCACUAGUACUACAAUGGACUACGAAUACGGAGGAGGAGAGUACUGCAGGAGAGGGCACGUGCCGGCUUUUGGAAGCUGGGACUGGAACGAUGCCGUGCCUUUCACUCAGUGCUUCGAGACUGCGACAACUCAACAGCCAGCUUUUCUUCACUACGCUCCUUACCCUCAUCAAGAUCGUGAUCUUUACCUCGCUGGUGACCUCUACGACAACCACCACCUUGUAGCUGCUCCCGCUGUUAUCCUCCUCCCUCGUCGCCGGGCUAAGGUGGGUCAAGAACCGGGGGCGGAGAAGAAAAGAAAUGUCUCCAAGGAGCAACACAACUACGAGACGGAUGCGCGUGAGUUAAACGCGCCGACUAGCUGUCCAACACCGGUGGUGAAGCGGAGGAUGAAGGCACCUAAGCCUGUGGAUGAAGACUUGUACAAAGUCUCCCCACAACCUCUCCCAGUCAAAUCCAAAAGGAAAAGAGGAGGAGGAGGUGGGUUUGGGUGCAUUUCAAGGUGUUUUUUGCCAACACGGGUGCUUUGAAGGAGGAACAAGCGUGAUAGACUUCGAGUCAGAAACAACACUUUAUUAUUAUAUAUUAUCAAAAAGACUAUGCUUUGUGAAAUUAUUAUGUAUGUAUUUAUUUAUGCGUAGGCAAAAAAAAAGAAGAAGAUGAAUCCUAAAAGAUAGUAGAACAAUGUAGCUUUUGAGCCAUAUUGUAUUAACUAGAUUAUAAAAAAUAUGAGACUUGGAUGGGAAAGGAGUUAAAAGCU